UCGAGAGAAGUGGUCUAUAUUGUAGAAACGACAUAGAAUUUGACUUACCGCUUAAAUUACGAAACGAUAUGAAAAGAGGGACGAAGUGUAUUGUACAGACUAUUAAUCUGUCCAAUCCAAAAACAUGCGUAAAGCCAAAGAUUCGGAGACUCGUUAGCGUGGAUGCGGAUUCCUUUUUUGGUACUAAUCACGCGAGCGACUACUGGACUCCUAGACCAGUUAAAGUUUGCACAUUGAAAGACAUGCAGAAGAUAUGUCCGCCAAAGGUGAGAAAAACCACGCAAUUCUGCGAUUGUCCCGAGACUCCUCCGCCGCUUUCGACUGGCGAAAAACUUCUCAGAGUUACAGCGUUUUUCAUAAAAGCCGCUAUCGUCGCUGGUCUCAUCUGCUGGACUUACACGGAGGGUCUUUGGGGUGACAGCACCGAGACGGAAGAUCUUUAUUACAGGAUGAUAAGCACGAUUUUUCCCGAUCUGCCCGAUCGGUCGGCACAACUUGAGGAAAUACGAGAAAUAGUCGAGGCGUACAAUCGCAUGCUGGUGAAAGAGAUGGAUAUUAUCGUCAGCGUGCCGCGCGAGAUACAUCGAAGACUGCAAGGUAUCCUAUUUCCGUGCGAUUCAACGAAGGAAAAAACGUCCUGACGAGAAAUUACAGCGGAAAUGUAAUUUCAAUUUGUGCGUGUCAAAAAAUUCGAAAUGUCGCGUUGCUGCUAAAUGUACACGUGAUAUAUAUUCCUGUCGAAAAAAAAAAAA
This is a messenger RNA of Pogonomyrmex barbatus (red harvester ant), 752 nucleotides long. RefSeq lists its product as uncharacterized. The record is from RefSeq and is a predicted model, not a curated record. Lineage: Eukaryota; Metazoa; Arthropoda; Insecta; Hymenoptera; Formicidae.